Cuscuta epithymum is the source of this 4366-nucleotide messenger RNA. Lineage: Eukaryota; Viridiplantae; Streptophyta; Magnoliopsida; Solanales; Convolvulaceae. The record is from the annotation of a GenBank genome assembly.
GUUUCAUCUCCGUCUCUCAACCUCCGUUUCAUCUCCGUCUCUCAACAUCUACUUACAUACACCGUCCGUUUUCUUGGUCUCUCAUCACGUCCAGUCCUAGCUAUCGCCCCAGCUGCUCGUGCCCCAACCUCACCAGCGAUCAUUCCCGUUUGGUCGCGCUAAACAUCCCCAGCUUUGUUGUCAUUCUGUCUUGAGGCUAACAACGAGUCAACGACAGAAGUGUUUGAUAACCGAUUAAUGCUAAACGGUUUACCUAUGUCUUUCAUUUUGUUGAUUUCCAUGUUUAGGCUUUUGGUUCAGAUUUGUUGAUUGCUAGAGACUUUUGUAGGCUAUAGUUGUUCAGUGGAUGCUGAGCAUGCCCUAUGUAUGACAUUGGCCGAGGUUAUUGGGGUAAACACUAGGAAUUUGCUUCUUUCCCAUCCAGACGUACUGUGGGAAGGCUAAUGAGUCAAGUAUUACACAAAAUAAGCCAUUCAUUAUUUUUUGUCUUUAUCAAUCAGGAAGUCUUUUGAAGAUUCACUCAAAGCUCUGGAAGCUGAUAUUCAACAUGCUUAGACUCUGGCUUCAGAUUACCCAAGAGCAUACGUACAGGCGUGCUUGCCCUUCAAAUGAGGCUCUCAUACAUUCCUUGUGCUCAACUGCUCAUAUGUUUAUGUUUCUUGUUCAAUGGGAUGAUUGAAAGCUUGCUGGUGCUUUUGGUUUGAUUAGGAUCCCUAUAUUCGAGGUAGUAAAUAAUAGUAUUCGAUAGCUUAUGAAUUUGGAGCUGAAGUCACCAAAUGACAAUAGUAUGUACUUUUUGGUUACCGUUAAGGUGAGUUGUUUCCUUUUAAAAGACAUUACAACCUAAGGUUGGUCCGUUGGUCUUUGUUUUAUUCAGGUUUUAUGUCAUGCUACGUAACUCUCAAAUUGUCUUUAUGUUUUUUUACCUAAGUUUGGUCUUCUAUUUGUAGGUUCUCACCAGUUUGCUGUUUUAUUUUUUUGUAUGACUUUUUGUAUCUCACUGUCUUCUCUCCUCUUAGGCUAUGAGCCCGUUUGGUGAGCCAGUUUUUCGGCUUAUCAUGCUUAUCAACCAACUUUUUCAUCAAACACGUAAUUUUUGGUUUGGCGCGUUGAGUUGUGUAAUAAUAACAAAAAGUAAAGUUGAAGUUACUUUUUUGGUUGUAUUGGCUGAUGUUAUUGUAGAGGAUCAUUUUAGCUAUUUUUCGUAAAAAAUUUUCUUUAUUUUAUUAAUAAGAUAUAUAUUAAAUAUAAUUUUUUUUCAUAAACCAGCAGAUCAGCCAAUGUACCCACUUCAGUUAGAACUUCAUAAAUUUCAACAAAAUCAGCCAAAUCAGCCGAUUUCGUGCUACCAAACAGGCUCUAAAACUAAAUGAUUUUCAUUUGAUUCAUUCAUGUCUAUAUUCAUAGAGAUUAUGAAAUCUGAUACAUUUAUAAAGUUAAACAAAGCAUAAGGGGAAAAUAUCAUCAGCAUAAUGUUUUACAUACAACAUCAUGUUUUAUCUGCAUCAAGAAGAAUCAGUCACUUAGUGCCCGUUUAGAGGAGGAAUAAUUGGCUUAUAAGCCUCAAAAGCUAUAAAAAUAACCAAACACCUAUUGAAUUGGCUGGUGUGGCUGUUUUUUAUUAUCAGCUGAAAAAGUGAUUGAAUAGCUACUUUUUUAGCUGAAUUCUAUUAUCCUUCUACUGAACUAUUAGAAGACACUUUUAUCCCUACUUUAUUAGCACAAAGCUUAAGUCUGGAAACCUACAACGGUGCUUCCGAUCUCCCCUCAUGCCCUCAUGAGCGGAUUCAUGUGUAUCAAUUCUAGAUAGUAUACUCGAUUGGAAACCUAGGUAUUUGAUUGAAACCUGCCUUCAACAAACAUAAUUCCCAAUGGACCAUACUACGUAUUUGAUAUACUCAUACACAUUAUUUAAUUACACAUUCAAUCAGCAUUUCAGUCAGAAUAAUUCCAAACACACUCACUUCAUAAAUUUCAGUCAUUUCAGCCGAUUCAGUAAUUUCAGUUGUUGCAGCCAGUACCAAACGGACCCCUAAUGGAGAACUUCAAUAUAAAAUAGAAAGCAAACAAAGAAGAAAAUGAUAGAAACAGCAGGGAAAUACAUGGGUUUAAAACUAAAUCAUCGGCAUUUCCCCAUUUUGUUAUCUAAUUUUUUUGCAAUAUAAACAUACCCCAAACAUCCAUUUGUGAAAGGGUGAAAUUUUGGGGGAGAAAAUAUUGGAGAAAUUGGUAAUCAAAUAAAAUAAUAUAGUUGUACCUCAAAAAAAUUAUUUUUUAUACAUUAAUCACAAUACUAAGUGGUUUGAACCUAUGUAACAUCAACAUAAACACAUGAAUCUCAUUACAUAUUCCUUUGCAUUUUGUCAAUCCAAACACAAGAAAAGAACCACACUUAACAUUUUAUUCCUUUCGCUAGCAAUUUUUAGAGCUGAUAUAUAGAGCCCGUUUGGCUGAUUCUGCUGAUUUAAGAAAAAAUUAUCUUUAAAAUAUAUUUUAUUAAUAAAAUAAAGAAAGAAAUAUAUGUAAAAUAGCUAAAAUGAACAUCUACAGUAACUUCAGCCAAUACAGACAGAAAAGUAACUCUAACCUUACUUUUUCCUGUUUAUUACACAAUUCAGCGCGUGAAAACAAAAGUUACGUGUUUGGUGAAAAAGUUGGCUGAUAAGCCGAAAAGCAGUGUUGCCAAACGGCCUCUUAAACCCAUACAUUUCCUUGCUGUUUCUGUCAUUUUCUUCUUUGUUUGCUUUCUAUUUUAUAUUGAAGUUCUCCAUUAAGUUAUUGAUUCUUCUAGUUGCAGAUAAAACAUGAUGCUUUAUGUAAUCUAUACACAGUUACACACAAAGGUCUCAUGAUGGUUCUACUAAAAAGAUUCACAUAUCGACACAAUAUAUUCUUUACACUAAUGAGUAAUGACAUUGCCUUUGUAUAUCAAUAUACUUGAUCUAUUAUAAGUUUAUAUUACCGAAAAACAUUGGGCAUUAUCCAAUCGCGCAAAGCGCGUUACGGAAACUAGUACAUAUUACAGAGAGAAGAUUUGAAUUCAAUAUACAAAUAUUAGUCAACCCUCUUUAUAACAUCUCUAUUGUCACGUAAUUAUACGAAGUAUUAAUUAUACGAAGUAUUAAAAAAAGUUUGAUCGUCUCUCGCUUCUCUCUAGGGCUUCGGUCGCUUGGAGUUUUUUUCCGUCUUCGAUUUUAAUCGAAGGACGGCCGCUUUUUCCGUCUUCAAUUUUAAUCGAAGGGCGGAUUUGCUGUCAUGGCUCGAGGAGAUCGGCGUUGUGGUCAAAGUUCGAGGAUGAUGUAUUGCUGUCGUCGUUGGAGAAGAUCGGCGCUGCCUAUCCGUUUACUCUGGUUGCAUGAAGCAAGGAUGAGUUUGGUUAUGCAGGGACGGAGGAUUGAUGCAUGGCCUUUGGCACUAAUGCAUGCAUGAUCAGCAUGGGGAACUCCAUGGGUUCAACUCCUCCGCCUCCUCUCCAUUGUUCUUCUUCACCUUCUUGGCAUUUCAUCAAAUACCUUGCUGCUGGAUCUUCUUCACCCUCUGAAUGGCCAACAUGUACGCAAAUCUUUCUUGCCUCCUCCAUGGGAUUAAUCUUAGCAGCUGUUAUUCAUUUCCGUGUCAAGGAAAUCCGGGACCUGAAAAUCGUUCCAAGAAUUAAACUCUCUGAUUCCGGCCAAAUUCUCAAGCUUGAAAGGUUUCCUCAUUAUGUAGCUAGGCAAAUGGGAUUUGCAGAUAAGAGAGAAUGUCCAACCUUGUGCAAAUUAGCUUCUGAAUAUAUAAGAAAAGCAGAAGGGUGUGAAGAGGACAUAUAUAAUUUCUUUGCAGCUGAACCGGGUGCAGAUUCUCUAUUCAUAAAGCUUGUGGAAGAGCUUGAAAGAUUAAUCCUUAGUUAUUUUGCAUUUCAUUGGAGCCAAGUUUCUAAUAUGAUCAGCCAGGUUUUAAAUGCUGCUGAUCAUACUGAGCCAAAGAAGAAGCUCAAGAACAUUGUAAUGGCAGCUACUAGAGAUCAGAGAUUUGAGAGGGUGACUAAGAAUCUGAAGGUUGCAAGAGUGUUUACAACCUUAGUGGAGGAGAUGAAAGCCAUAGGACUUGUUGGUGCCGAUAAAUUGCAAUGCACAGAUGUGAUGGUUCCUAUGGCUCACAAAGAUAGGAGCCCACUCCUCUUUAUGGGUGGUGGCAUGGGAGCUGGGAAAAGCAGUGUGCAUAUUGUAUAAGAAAAUUGGGAUAAGAAACCCUAAAGCACUUUUGUCAAACAGCAAAAUUCAAUUAAUAAUAUUAUAUACUUUGUAUAUCUUUUGGGUACAUAAUCACUACAUAUGUACGUACCAUUUUCUGCAUGUAUAUGAAAUUCUUGUGCUCCUUGCCGGGG